AUGUCCCAAGUGAAGCGCCUUCAUGCAGCCAUCAUUUCUCCCAACACAGUCCCAACCCAACCUAACCUGCUCGAGUCCGCAGUCCACUCGCCCAUGAACCUGAAUCACUACGCUGGCCAAGAAGACAUCUUCCAACUAGCCGCUAACCUCUCUGAGAAAAUCAUGAGAAACCACGCCUACCAGGACGGGAACAAGCGCACCGCUCUCGUGGCUGCUGACAUGUUCCUGAAAAUCAACGGACAUCAUCUGCAAGGUGGCUUACAUGGCGAAAGCGGCGGUCUCGCACAAGCUCAGGUUGCCCUCGUUAUUAAUCAGAUCAGCACAGAAGACCUAGGCAGAUACUACAAAUCUGUAUCGAGAAAUUCACCCACGACCUCAACCUAA
Messenger RNA from Trichophyton rubrum CBS 118892, 384 nucleotides. RefSeq lists its product as uncharacterized. Gene Ontology annotation, molecular function: kinase activity. The record is from RefSeq and is a predicted model, not a curated record. Bases 1 to 384 code for a protein of 127 amino acids. Lineage: Eukaryota; Fungi; Ascomycota; Eurotiomycetes; Onygenales; Arthrodermataceae. The transcript has a single exon.